Oncorhynchus gorbuscha (pink salmon) is the source of this 1689-nucleotide messenger RNA. Its product is annotated as zinc finger protein 501-like. Gene Ontology annotation, biological process: regulation of cytokine production; regulation of immune system process; negative regulation of transcription by RNA polymerase II. NCBI's taxonomy places the organism in Eukaryota, Metazoa, Chordata, Actinopteri, Salmoniformes, Salmonidae. The transcript has 2 exons. Bases 113 to 1621 code for a protein of 502 amino acids. The record is from RefSeq and is a predicted model, not a curated record.
CGGAAGUAGGAUUGGACACGAAUUUGUUUUGAUUUUGAACAUUCAUUCUGUUGACUAAAGAAAUAUCAACUGACUCAGUUGAAUUUGCAACGCAAAACUAAUUUGAUAGAAAAUGUCUAAACUAGAGUUCUUGCGUGUGUUUUUGAAUGAGCGUUUAACGGCUGCCGCUGUGGAGAUUUUCGGGGCAGUUGAGGAAACGGUAGUGGGGUACCAGGAGGAGAAUGAUCGGCUACGGAGACUGCUGUGUAUCACACCAAAGAUAACAUGUAUAGACUCCCUGCCGCUCUCUCCCAUAGUUUAUGAAGAGGAGGCUCCCCCUGAGCAGCAGCACUGUGAGCAGGAGUGGAGCCCCAGUCUGGGGCAGGAGGACCCAGGGCACACACAGAUUAAAGAGGAACAGGAGGAACUCGGCGCCAGUCAUGAGGAAGAGCAGCUUCAAAGGCUGGAGGCUGAUAUCAUAGAGUUUAAAUUCACUCCUUUCUGUGUGAAAAGUGAAUGGAAUCAGGAGGACCCAGUUUGGUCCUUGACUCUUCCCCAAACCCAGACUGUGGAGAACAGAGACAGUGAAUCUAAACUAGUGGAUUCUAAACCUUUUGGCACUGUGACCCACCUAAAGGGUCUUGAGAAUCCCUGUGACCCUCCAUAUAAUCAAAACAAUGACUCCAGCCAUUUCUCAAUUGUAAGCCGCAACCCAGUAGGACUUGACAUUAGCCCACCAUUGGGGGAACACUGUUCCAAACCCACCACCAUGUCUAGAAUAACUCACCGCUGCUGUGACUGUGGUGAAACAUUUGCUCAGAAAGCUGACCUACAGAGGCAUGUUACUCUCCCCGAGAAGAGACCCAGUGAAUGCCGCUUCUGCAAAACAAACUACAACUCCACCUGUAAACUGGAGGCACAUGUCCGACUCUGUCAUGGUGGGAAACCCUACACCUGUCCUGUUUGUGGCGAGACCUUCAAAGUGAAAGGUGAUCUUUCCAAACACACAAUGAUUCACACAGACGAGAAACCAUUUAGCUGUAGCUGUGAUGACUCUGGGAAGAGCUUCAAUCUCAAGGAACACUUAACCAUAGAUAUACUGACCGGCACUGGAAAGAAACCAUUUAGCUGUGGUGUCUGUGGAAAAGGCUUUAGUCAGAAGGGUUCCCUUAAGAAGCAUAUAUUUACUCACACGGGAGAGAAACGAUUUACCUGUAGUGACUGUGGGAAAGGCUUCCAUCAGAAGUGGACCCUAUCUGAACAUAUACGUACUCACACAGGAGAGAAGCCGUUUAGCUGUGGUGACUGUGGGAAAAGCUUCAAUUUGAAGGGGAACCUAAGGAAGCAUAAACUGACUCACACAGGAGAUAAACCAUUCAGUUGUGGUGACUGUGGGAAAAGUUUCAAUUUGAAGGGGAACCUAAGGAAGCAUAAACUCACUCACACAGGAGAGAAACCGUUUAGCUGUUGUGACUGUGGGAAGAGCUUCAAUCUGAAGCAACACCUAAACAUGCAUACAUUGACUCACACGGGAGAGAAACCGUUUAGCUGUGGUGACUGUGGGAAAAGCUUCACUCAAAAGUCUAGCCUGCUGACACAUGUGAAAACAAUCCACAAAGGAAUAAAACUGGAUGAAAAUUGAUAGAGGCAAUUAAAUUAUGACAAAUAGAUAUUAUGUAAGAAGAAGGAAAUUAAAGGGUAGGAUGUGGA